Messenger RNA from Acanthochromis polyacanthus (spiny chromis), 1660 nucleotides. Its product is annotated as intestinal-type alkaline phosphatase-like. Gene Ontology annotation, cellular component: plasma membrane. Lineage: Eukaryota; Metazoa; Chordata; Actinopteri; Pomacentridae. The transcript has 11 exons. The record is from RefSeq and is a predicted model, not a curated record. Gene Ontology annotation, molecular function: alkaline phosphatase activity. The coding region runs from base 7 to 1578 and encodes 523 amino acids. Gene Ontology annotation, biological process: dephosphorylation.
AACACUAUGGCCAGCAAACAUAACUUCAUCUUCACUGGAUGUCUGAUUUUCAUUUCAGUGCAGUGGACUUUGUGUGUUCAAGAAGAAGAGCUCCAUGCUGACUACUGGAACAUCAAAGGGAAGGACGCCCUUUACACUGCCCUGAAUCUCCAACCUAAUGUGCACCAAGCCAAGAACAUUAUCCUCUUCCUGGGGGACGGUAUGGGGGUACCAACAGUGACUUCUGCCCGGAUCCUCAAAGGCCAGUUGGCAGGACAUACUGGAGAAGAGACUAGUCUGGUUAUGGAUACCUUCCCCCACUUGGCACUCUCAAAGACGUACAACGUGGACGAGCAGACGCCAGACAGCGCUGGCACAGCAACAGCAUACUUAUGUGGUGUGAAAGCCAACUCUGGCACCCUGGGUGUCACCGCUGCCACCCCAAGGGGAAACUGUAGUGCCACCUUUGGGAAUGAAGUCACAUCUAUUCUGAACCGUGCCAAGAAAGCAGGGAAAUCAGUUGGAAUUGUGACGUCAACUCGAGUGCAGCACGCCUCCCCAGCUGGAAACUACGCUCACUCUGCCGAUCGAGGCUGGUACGCUGACUCUGACCUCCCCGCUGAGGCUGUCCAGGAUGGCUGCCGUGACAUUGCCUACCAGCUGAUUCACAACAUAGAGAUAGAUGUCAUCCUUGGCGGAGGUCGUAAGUAUAUGUUUCCCAAAACCAUGCAAGACCCAGAGUAUCCAACGGAGAUGGGAAACCGAGAUGAUGGACAAAACCUUGUUUUGGAAUGGACAAAAAACAAAGAGAAUGUUAAAUAUGUUUGGAAAAAGGCUGAAUUUGAUGCUGUCAAUCCUGCGACAACAGACUUCCUCAUGGGUCUGUUUGAGCCAGGAGAUUGCCGCUACGAGUUGGAACGCAACCCGUCUAUGGAUCCCUCCCUUGCAGAGAUGACAGAGAAAGCAAUUAAGAUUCUCAGCAAGAACCCUAAGGGAUUUUACCUCUUUGUGGAAGAUAAGGGGAGAAUUGACCAUGCUCACCAUGAAGGGAAGGCCAAAAGUGCUAUGUAUGAAGCUAUAGAGUUCGAUAAGGCAAUUGGGAAAGCAGCUGAACUCACCAGUGAACUGGACACUCUGACUGUAGUCACUGCUGACCAUUCCCAUGUGUUUUCUUUCGGAGGAUAUGCUGCCCGAGGAAACCCUGCUACAGGGGUGGCACGUUCUCUGGCUGAGGACAACAAGCACUACACCACUGCUCUGUAUGGUAAUGGACCAGGAUACCAGAUAGAAAAUGGAACUCGCCCAGAUGUGAAUGAAUCAAUUUCAUCGGGUGAUGACUACCGUCAGCAGGCUGCUGUCCCUCUUGAUUCAGAGACCCACGGCGCAGAUGACGUAGCCAUCUUUGCUAAAGGUCCCAUGUCACACCUUUUCCACGGAGUUCAGGAGCAGAGCUACAUUGCACAUGUCAUGGCUUAUGCUGGCUGUAUAGAGCCCUACGUGGAGUGCAAACUCCCUCCACCCAACCAUGGUGGAGCAAUGCACCCCAGCCUGCUGCUCCUUCUGCUGGGCCUGCUUCUCUUCGCCUUCUGCUCUGUCUGAGCUGAAUGAUCAAACAUUUUGGUUUAAAAAUAAAUUAUUUUUCACUGUGAUAUGUGAGUGUAAGAGUUGUACAACUAUUCAA